GAACAGUUUGAACAAAUGUCAGCUAAUUAACAUGCUGUCGAGGCAUCUAGAUCUGAUGGUUUCCCCCAUUUUAUUGCCAACAGGAUGUCCUACGAGUAUGCGAGGAUGUCCCUCGAUCCUCUAAGAAGGUCCCUCGAUACACCAAGCUUAACGUUUGGAAACGGCGACGAUGACCAAAUCCCCUCUCUUCAGGCGACCGCAGGCAAAUAUCUGCUUCUCCGGCUCUCAAAGUCUUAUGGUUGUUCUCCAACUCUGAAUGCAGCCUCGUCUCUUCCUCGCCUCCAAAUUUACAAAGACCUUAGGACGGUGAAGGUCAUGCGUUCAUCCCAGACUGUCUCAAACGAGUCACAGGCACAAGUCCUGGGCUCUGAGAGCUUCCUAACGGAGACGGGGCGACGCUACUGGGAGGUGGAUGUGAGCAAUUGUGGAAGGUGCUGUGUGGGAGUCGCAUACGAAACGAUGCCGCAUAACGGAGUUGGUAAGGAAUGUUGGCUGGGACAGAACUCCAUGUCCUGGUGUUUAGAAAAAGACGGCGACACAAUCAAAGUUCUGCAUGGGGGAGUGGAACUCUUUAAAAGAGAAAAGAGUUUGGGUUUUAACAAAGUCGGCAUUUUUCUGGAUUGUAAGGCGAGACUCCUGUCAUUUUACUGCCUUGGCACCAGGGAGCUCUUGCACUCAUUUCGCCACCACUUUUCCCGACCUCUUGUGCCAGCUUUUGGGUUGUGGUAUUCGGAGUCUAAUAAUAAUUAUCUGUCAAUCGUUGAGCUCAAGUGAUAGCUCAUCUCACACUCUGCUCCGUGCCAUCGCAAUCGUCACACACGACAGGAAUCUCGUACAUCAUACGACGAUGGCACGGGAUCACGCGGAGUCAUACGAGCAGACUACACACACACACACACGCAGGACUUCAUUCACAUCUCUCUAGAUCAGGGGUCGGUAAUCUGACUCCAGAGCCGGAUGCUUCGUGACGUUAUUCAUUAAGGACCACCAUCUCGUAUUCACCACGUGGAUUGCGGGCUCUUGAAAUUCCGAUUUCGAAGAAAAAUGCCACUUCUCGUUAUUUUGUGUUGCCAGCCUCCCUGCUCUCGAUGAAGAUUCUUAAGAGAAAAAAUUACGAUAACAGGGGUUUCCCCUUUCUGGCAAAUAAAACAGUUCUGUUAAGAUGGUAAGACACCAAAAUCAAACCUUUUCAAGGAAUCAUGUCUGCAUUAACCACAUAUACUUGUGGUGAACAUGCAAAAAAACAUGCUCUGACACUAUUGAAACUGAUUGGUCCACACCAGAGACAGCUUUCUUUAGAGCCUAGUCUCAAACAGUGUUAGACCAGAGAAAGCCAAAAGGUGUUUUUCCCAUUGACUCCUGCGGUGAAAGCUGGGUUACGUUUCAGCCCCAAAAGUUUAUACUCUUGAACAAAUUUUUUUUUUUACGUGAGAAAUUAAAGUUUUUUUAUUUUAACAUAACGUUAUAAAACAUGAAAUGUAAAGCCUCACACGAAGAACCACAGUGCUUCCAAGUGCCUGUCCUCAGAGUCUGCAAUUAGCACCACCACCAACACCUCCCCAACCAAGGUUUUGAUGUAAAUAUUUCACAGGGACACUCAAUAAGGGGCCAUCCAUUUAGUACGUACGCAUGGAGGGGGAGUAACCCAAAUGCGUACGCUUGCGUAUGGGGUCUACUGACUACGUGCGUAUGCAUAGAAAAUGUUUGGGGGGGGGGGGGGUGAAGCAUCGAUUAUAAUUUGUCUACAUUGGCCUUCACAUGAGUUAGACAGUCCGGCGGUGGACUAUGUGUUUGCUCAAACACGUAAAAAUUAUAAAUCUUUGAUUGUUUCUGCGUGGAUUAAAUAUCGGCCUUU
Petromyzon marinus (sea lamprey) is the source of this 1855-nucleotide messenger RNA. NCBI's taxonomy places the organism in Eukaryota, Metazoa, Chordata, Hyperoartia, Petromyzontiformes, Petromyzontidae. The record is from RefSeq and is a predicted model, not a curated record.